AACAUUAACUCUAUUUCUUUUUCCACAGAUGCGACCUGAUUUCCAGCAUUUUUUAUUUUUAUUUCAGUGUUUAUUACUUCUGAAUACAAAAACAUUUUUUUAAAUGGAAAUCAAAGUACCAAAUGCCCAUUUCCAAUAUCCUACUUGAUUGCUCUUGUAAUUUAUAAUGUUUGUGAUAACUAACCCUUCGUAUAUGCCGUAGUAAAAAAAAUCUUAGAUCCCAAAGUAACCCAUUGCACCGUUUGGCAGAACACAAUUUGUCCUUGUGAUACCCUGAUUUGAAGGGUCGAGAAAUUGAUUGGCUUAGAAUGUAUUUACUUUACAAAGUGUAACAUUGUUGGAAUGAGUUCUGAUUCACACUGAACUAAACUUGCAGUAUGAAUCAGAGCCAUGGCUUGAACUGGCUCUGAAGUGAAGCCAAACUUGUCCCACCAUGUGCUGCAGAGUCAUGGCACUUCAGUUAGACACUGCAAGGAACGUAAUUUCAAAUGGCAAACCGUCCUUCGGAAUAGAACGACAUGGAGUAGAAAAAUCAAGGGGAGGGGAAAAUGUUUAAUUCUUGAUGACUUGUAGAAGUUAAAGUAACUGCGUUUGAGGGUAUGUUUAGCACAAUUCUCAUCAUUGUGUCCUAAAUGUGUUUAGUACUAUUAGUUGAAAGAGCCUUGCCCCUGCUUACCUUUGUUAUUAAAAUUGCUAAUACUAUUUUUUCCUAUAACUGCAGAUUGUUCAACAACAAUUGGAAGACUUCAACAAUGGCUCCUAUAAUAGUUGUUUAUGACCUGUCUUCUGUAAGAACCUUGUGGGAAGGAAGAAUAAUAAAAUACAAAGAGCGGCAAAGAAAAGAGAAGGAUAGACAGGAGAAAAGUGCAUUAGUGAAGAUCAAUGAGGAGUGGACACAGAGGCUUGAACAUAGAAGAAGAGCCAUUAAGAAUUACAUUGAGCAGAAUCAAGGUGUAAUGAAUGGUGAAGUGCACGUUCGAAUGAACCAUGUAAACAGCACUGGAAAGGACACUCACCUCCUAGACUUUCUGGAAUUGAAGAAGAAUACUAUACCCAAGGACAAAAGAUUUAUUUUUGAACUGCAAGGAAUGGAUUGGAAGGAACUUCCUGAAUCAUUAAAGGAGAAGACACAUCUCAGAGAGUGGCAUAUUAAGAAAACAAGCAUUGAAAUCAUUCCAUCAUUUAUUGUCAUGUUCCAGGAUCUGAUUGUGAUGGAUUUAUCCAGGAAUUGGAUCAGGGAACUUCCAGUUGAAAUAGGCAAGCUGACCAAACUGAAAGAGCUGAAUGUUAGUUUCAACAAGCUCAAGUCCAUUCCACCAGAGCUCGGGAACUGUGAAAGCCUAGAGAGCCUGAAUUUAUCAAAUAACCUGGAACUGGCAGAGCUUCCGUUUGAGCUGCGUGAUCUGCAGAAACUCAGCCACUUAGACAUGUCCUCCAACCAGUUUCUGAGCAUGCCCAUAUGUGUGCUUCGGAUGUCAAACCUCAAGAGCCUGGAUCUUAGCAGUAAUAACCUGAAAGAACUUCCUCAGGAUCUGGACAGACUCAGUGAGCUCCAGUCGCUUUUCCUUCAGAAGAACAAGAUGACCUACCUAUCCAAAGUCUUGUGCAGAAUGCCCAAUCUAAAGAUGUUGGUUGUCAGUGGCGAUGACAUAAACAACUUGCCAACUUCUCUUCUGACGGAUCCCAAUCUAAAAUAUAUUGAUCUGCGGGAAAAUCCACUUGACAAUAUCAAAGAUAUGGCAAACAGUGAAAUCUUUGCAGAUAUUGCAGAGCAUGAAGAAUUUGAAAAAGAUAUGAUGCACUUGUACUUUCAGGAGUUGAAAGAAAGAGAAACAACGCCGACCUAUACAACAAGGGUAUCUCUAAGUCUUCAGCUCUGAGAACAUUUUGCAGCGUACUUCACUGAAAUAUGAAUGUGAUCUCAAAAAAAUUGAAUAAUGAUGAAGCUUUGUCAAGAACCAAUCCACUAAAUUGAAGUUGACUGGAAAUACACUGUAUUUUAAGAACUCAAGUUAGGUUUGUUAAAUAGAAAUUAGAAUAUGAUUUCAAUCUAGGUAUGUUGCUUUUAUUUGAGGCACAGUUCAUUGGCUGACUAACAUAGGUUAAUGUUUGAUUGAAAAUAAUUGAGUUCAAUGACCAAAUGUUAAAGGUGAGGAGAAAUAGACAAUAGACAAUAGGUGCAGGAGUAGGCCAUUCGGCCCUUCUUGUGAGCACCCGCCAUUCAAUGUGAUCAUAGCUGAUCAUCCACAAUCAGUACCCGUUCCUGCCUUCUCCCCAUAUCCCCUGACUCUGCUACCCUUAAGAGCCCUAUCAAGCUCUCUAUUGAAAGUAUCCAGAGAACCGGCCUCCACCGCCCUCCACAGACUCACAACUCUCUGAGUGUAAAAGUGUUUCCUCAUCUCCGUUCUAAAUGCCUAAUCCGCAAGUUCAGAAGAGUGUCUUUGACCUGAAAAACCUCGAACUGGAUCGACCGUCAGCGAUGAAACAGCGAGCUGACUCGACCGACCGCACACACAUCGCAAAGGCGGGAGCCAGGGAAAGCGGGGGAGCGCUGUCUGAAAUUCACAUCCGCGAUGAAGAGGAAGGUAAAAGACGGCUGCACAGU
Molecule: messenger RNA, 2605 nt
Organism: Leucoraja erinaceus (little skate)
Lineage: Eukaryota; Metazoa; Chordata; Chondrichthyes; Rajiformes; Rajidae
Product: leucine-rich repeat-containing protein 2-like
Exons: 8
Coding region: 633-1880 (415 amino acids)
Molecular function (GO): protein binding
Source: RefSeq, a predicted model, not a curated record